This is a messenger RNA of Penicillium subrubescens, 1947 nucleotides long. RefSeq lists its product as uncharacterized. The transcript has a single exon. The record is from RefSeq and is a predicted model, not a curated record. Bases 1 to 1947 code for a protein of 648 amino acids. NCBI's taxonomy places the organism in Eukaryota, Fungi, Ascomycota, Eurotiomycetes, Eurotiales, Aspergillaceae.
AUGAAUUCACCUCCAAAGCGCCGCAGGACGGGCGAGGCCGUGGAUUUGUCCAUUGGCGUGUCGCAGCCUCCUCCGCUUGGUCGGGAGUUGCGCUCACCACGUCGCGCAUCCUUCCAGUCACCCACGAGAGCAAGCUUGGCCAGGUCGCAUCCUGAAGUGCUCGAACGCGCUCUCAGCAGGUCACCCAGCAGGCAAUCGCCCAGCCGAGACAGUCAAAACAAACAACCUUCCCAAGAGGAUGCGAAAAGUGUCGGUCUUCGUGACCGCAAAGCUUUUCGGCCCUCGUUGAAUCCGUCGAGUCCUCUAAAAGCACCAAGAACGUCCGCAUCGCCAAUGCUCAUUUCCCCCAGCAGACGACCCAGCGGCAUUCAAGCAUUUUCAAAACCUCCUCGCCGACUAUCUAAGAGAAUCUCGGCCGCGGAUUUUGUAUUUGGCUCGCCAGUUCGCCAACAACCCAAACAACCACCACAACCAGCGCAAGACCUCUCCAAUACACCAGAGGGCCAACUAGCAUUAGAGCUGGGUACUGCCACCCAGGACGCAGACAUGGAUCUUGAUAUGGACACCAAUGAUCUUGGUGGUGGGAUCAUGGAGGAUGAUGAUGAUUCUCUGGAGCCAGAUCUGCCCCCAACACCAACGCAAUUAGGUCUGGUAAAAGCACCCGAUCGACCGAGGGGGCUUCUUAGCAGCAGUCCAAGUGCAAGGCAUGAAAAGCGAAUGAAACGGCAAGCUUCAGACAUGCUUCAAGGAAGCCCAUUGAAAACGCUCAAGUUUCAAUCGCCCCCGGAAGAAUCACCAUACGAUGACACGAGUAUUACACAAGACAAUGUCUCUGCAGCUCUUUUCGAGAAGCACCAGUCCCGAAAGAACCUAGAGGCAGAGUUACGCCGAUUAAGAAAUGAGGUUGCCGAUCUGAGCAAAUGGGCGGAGAAGGUCGACUCGGGUAUGAAUUUGUCAAGUGACACGAACGAGCUUAACAAGUUCUUGAAUCUUCUUGUCGAGGAGUCAGCCUACAUCAAUGAACCAGUGCCUCCGAGGGCUCCAGUGUCAAUGUCAGCGCUCCUCUCUACCCUCCUUCCAUUUGCUGCGACCCUCCCUCGCCCAACUCCUCAAGCAUCUCCAAUGCCGACAAACCCAUUCGCAUUGAAGGAGACAUCAUAUGCACCGUCUUAUCUAACUGUGUUUGCUCCCUUGACACUCCGAACAAACACAAGCCGCACGGCUUCAAAGUCAGCUUCCUUGCUGGAAACGCACACAUUGACAUUUACUGCGCCAUCUCCAUUCCCAUCGUCGCUAUACAAUGUAUCUGUUGUAUACGAAACCAACCCAGAAACACAGACCGUGACCUCCGUCUCGGUACCAACGGGCAGCGACAGCAAAAAACGAAGAGUUCCAGAGUCACUCCGACAAUGGAUCGACUCACGGCUGGAGAAUCCACUUCUCGCCCUCGAUGUGGCAACUCUAUGUUGGGGCAUCAACCGAUAUUGGGAAGCAUCAGUAGCCCGGGCACAGCUAUGGGCUCGAAUCGACAAUAACCAUGACAAUGGCUCUUCUAAGCGUGCUAAAGAGGCGUUUCCUGAUUCCCAAGAUGGCGUCAUCUCAGUCUCCGAGCUUCGACGCCUAGUUCCGCACCUUGAGCGUAGCACCAUGGUUGUCAAGGCUGGAUCUUCCAGCAAUAGCGGCCCUCGGGUGCUUCUCUCAAAUGCUUUAGUCAUGGACGAGUGGACUGGAGAGCCACAGCUCCAACCUGAACUUAGUGUGUCAACGUCCACUGGUGGAAGCGGAUCGAGCAAGAAGAUCGAUCAGGAGACUAGGAAACUAUUCCACGCUUUGCUACGGGAGGCGAAGACGUCUACUGCUGGCGGAAGUAUGGCGGGAGGUGUGCAUGCGGAUGCAAUUUUGCGGGCAACUGAGGGUGCAAUCGGUGCUUUGUUGGGUAAUGCUUGA